CUUACUGAAGUCCAGUAACGUUGACCGACACAUCACGAGCGCGGUGUGGAAGCCACGAGGGAACGCUUGUGGAUUCUACCUGUAGCAAACAACAUUUCUUGUUUCAAUGCAUUUCUUUCAGGUAUAUAGUAAUGUGGAGACCCCUGUCGUGGAUUCUUUCGAUAGCCAGUUUGCACCAGGCCAGUUCCCACAACUCCACAGACUCUCCUCUUGCGACCACAGAUUUGGACCCUCGUAACCGAAAUCGAUACUGCCAGUGGCCUUGUAAGUGCCCUAAGAAUGCCCCUGUUUGCCCACACGGGGUCAGCCUGUUGACCGAUGGAUGUGACUGCUGCAAGGCCUGUGCCAAGCAGGUGGGGGAGACCUGUAAUGAGAGAGAUACCUGUGACUAUCAUAAAGGACUUUACUGUGACUACAGUGCGGACAAGCCGAGGUACGAAAAGGGAGUGUGUGCAUAUGUUAUGGGAACAGGCUGUGAGUAUAACGGUGUUAUUUACCGUAAUGGCCAAAGCUUCCAACCCAAUUGUAAGUACCGCUGUCUGUGUGUGAAUGGGGCGAUUGGAUGUGUGUCACUUUGCACGAAGUCCCUGCCUCCCCGGGUCUGGUGUCAGUCCCCCAAGCGAGUGAAGAUCCCAGGCCAGUGUUGUGAGAAAUGGAUCUGCGAAGAGCCCCGUAAACCACGUAAGACCAACCCCAGACAUGCUCAUGAGGAUGGUGAGCCAUGCGGUGUGUCUCUCAUCACUAAUGAUAUUUGGCCUAAAAAUUGCAUUACCCAGACUACCCCGUGGAGUCCCUGCUCAAAGACCUGUGGGCGGGGCAUAUCACAGCGCAUCUCUAAUGACAACCCUGGCUGUGUGAUGGAGAAAGUGUCUCGACUGUGUAACCUCCGACCCUGUGAGGUGGACAUCACCAAGCACUUUAGACCAGGUAAAAAAUGCCUGAACAUCUACCGUGAACCAGAGUUUCAGAACUUCACCAUCUCAGGCUGCAUCAGUAAGAAGGCGUAUUGGCCCAAAUACUGUGGAGUCUGUAGCGAUGAGCGCUGCUGCAUCCCAUACAAGUCUAAGACCAUCGAGGUGGAGUUUGAGUGUCCAGAUGGUUCAGUUUUUUCUUGGAAAUACAUGUGGAUCAAUGCCUGCUUCUGCAACCUCUCCUGCAGGAAUCCAAAUGAUAUAUUUGCAGAUCUGGAGCAAUACUAUGAGCUCAAUGAGAUUGUUAACUAACUAAUUCACCACAAUC
Carassius auratus (goldfish) is the source of this 1239-nucleotide messenger RNA. Its product is annotated as WNT1-inducible-signaling pathway protein 1-like. The transcript has 5 exons. Bases 132 to 1223 code for a protein of 363 amino acids. Gene Ontology annotation, biological process: signal transduction; cell adhesion; positive regulation of cell differentiation. Gene Ontology annotation, cellular component: extracellular region; extracellular matrix. NCBI's taxonomy places the organism in Eukaryota, Metazoa, Chordata, Actinopteri, Cypriniformes, Cyprinidae. The record is from RefSeq and is a predicted model, not a curated record. Gene Ontology annotation, molecular function: heparin binding; integrin binding.